Messenger RNA from Blepharisma stoltei, 2814 nucleotides. Lineage: Eukaryota; Ciliophora; Heterotrichea; Heterotrichida; Blepharismidae. The record is from the annotation of a GenBank genome assembly.
AUGGAAAUUUUAAUAAAUAAGCUAUUUAAAUAUCAUUUUAUUAUGAGCUGGUGCCUAAAUCCUGAAAUUCAUCCUAAAUACCUUUAUUGUCCUUCAAAACAGUUCAAGAAAUUGAAAGCUCCUUUUAGCCAGUUCAGAAAUAAGAAAAAUAAAUGCAAAUCGGUACAUUCUGAAACAUAUUGAGAAAUAAAGCACAAUAUUAGGAAAAAUUUUAGGUACGGGCGAUUUCAUAAGAAAAGGCAAAAGUAUAACAAUUAUGAAUGCAGAUACUAUUCUGAUUAUUAUUAUAAUUAUUACUAUAAGCAAACAAAAGAUCCAAAAGAAGUUUAUGAGAAAAGAUUCAAUGCAAGCAAAGUUAUAGAAACAGUCUAUCAAAAAACGAUAAAGCUGAAAAACUUGGAAGACGCAAUUGAAAAAUCUAAAGAAAAUAAUGGGAAAAAGAGGAAAAGAGUAAAAAAGGAUUAUGAAGAUCGAUAUAUUGACUUAGGCAGAAAAUCUUCAAUUGAUAACCUAAUAUAUCUAACUCCCCACUUCUGUGAUCAAGCAAAACCAUUGAAAAAUCCUUUUUUUUUAUGAAACCCAUCCUGAGUAAGCGAAUAAAUAUUUUUUAUAUAAAAUUAUUAUAAAAAAAAAAAUAUUAUGAUAUAUAAGUGAUAAAUAUUAAAAAAAAAUCUCUAGCUAAUUCUGUUUAAUUUUAAAUAACUUGCAUUUUAAAACAUAAAUUUUAGAAAUUAAAUUAAUUUUUACUUCUAAUUUUUAUGGAUUAGAUUUUUUUAAAUUUCAAAAAAAAUGAAUAUAAAAAUUUAUAUAUAAUGUUUUUAAAAUAGUAAACUCCUCUAUCUGGCAGUUAGCCCUACCUAUCUGGCAGUCUGGCUCUAUCUGGAAAUCUGGCAGUCUGCAGUCUGCCUCUACUUGACAGCCUGGCAGUCUGGCUUUACCUCUCUCUGUUAGCCCUGUCUGGCAGUUUGGUUCUACCUGACAGAUUGGCAGUCUGGCUUUAUCAAAAUAAGCUUCCAAUCUUUUUGAAGUAUUAAUUUAACUAAUUGCACUAUAAUAUAUUAGAUAAAAUACAAUGGCUUAUGAUAGAAAUAUUGGCAGAAAAUGAUACAUUAAAAAGACUUAUAUCUAUAUUGCAAAAUUCAAUGAUUUACAGAGGAAUAAGUUCCUGAUAGUGAAAAAGCGUUUAAUACUCAAAAUAAAAUAGUAUUAUUAUAUUAGUAAACAAAAUCUUAAUAAAUCCCUAUAAUUCUAUAAAAAGCUAUAUAAUUGCAAUCAAUCAUAAAAUCAAGUUAUUUUACAUUUUAAAGUGUUUAAAAUGACAUCAUUUGAUAAAUAAUUUUUAAAUUAUAUAAAAAUAAAGACAUAAAAGCUUGGAAAGGAAAUUUUAGACGUGCAACAAAUAAGUUAUUUCGCAUUUUGAACUAAAAUUUGAUUAUUUCUUUAAAAUUUAAAAAUAGAUAUAAAUUUUUUAAAGCAAAAUAAAUAUUCGUAAACUCUCUAAAUAGCUUUGAUUCUAUUAAUUACGAGAUUCAAUUAAUUUUAAUCGCUUAUUUUCUAAGUGAGAGGUCACUGCUUUCUAAAUAAUAUCGUUAAUUUUUUUUAUUUUUGGAGAAAUUUUAUUUAUAUUGAUAAGAUAUUUUAAUAUUAUUAAAUGCUUUAAUUAUGUAACAUACUUCUUAUUAGCUUAAUACUGCAAAAUUGCUUAUGCAACUAAAAAUAGAAAGGUAGAAUUUGAAGGGAAAACAAGAGAAGUGGAAUUGAAUUUAUUUUUAAUAUUAUAAUUAUUAAAUAAUAUUAAAUUUUCAAUUGAAUUUGCAUUAAAAAAUAGAUUCUUAAUAAACUAUUAGUCAAAAAAAUUAAUUAAGAGGUUUUACGAUCAAUAUAUACCUUCUGCACUAAACAAAUUACUUUAAAAAAUUAACUUUAUAUUAAAUUUAAGAUAAGAAUUCAAUGGAUUUAUUUAUUAAUGAAAAAAUGACGAAUAUGUUAGAUAAUCUGCGUAAUUUCUCAAUCAAUUUUUUUUGCGUUUAUAUUGUUUUUCAACAUAUAAUUUAAUUUUUGUACGUAAAUAUUUGUUUCUAAUUUUAAAAAACAUAUACAAAUUGACAAGUAGAUCCCCUUCAAUUUUUUAUCAUUUCUCUAUAUGCCUAUCCUGUUUUUGCAACUACUAAUGUUAUUUAUUAUAAAAUUAUGGAGUAUUUUUUAAAAAUACACAAAUAAAGGAUUUUAGCUAAAGAUAUUUAUUUCUAAUUUAAUAUUAGAUGGCUAUCGUUACAAAAUAAUAUGAAUAUUCAUGAAAGUUCCUAUAGAACUUGAGGUAGAGCCUGACUAUCAGGAGAGCCGGACUGCCAGACAGAGCCGGGCUGCCAGACUACUAGAUUGCCAGAUAGAAUUAGAUAGUGUCAGACUACCAGAUAAAGCUAGACUGCCAGACAGAGCUAGGUUUGACCAAAUCGCUCCGUGAGCGCAAAAAAUUUUGUUCGCUAUGGUGGGGGGAGUGGCUUCUUUGUACAUGAAAUAAAGAAUCAGCAUGCAAUUAACAGAAAAAAGCAAUCUUUCAUAUUAAUAAAAUAUCAUCAUGUCCUACAAGUAGCUUAUAAUAAGGAGAAAAAAACAUUAAAAAUUUUAUGUUUUAAAAUGCAAGUUGUUUAAAAUUAAACAGAAUAAGCAAGAAAUUUCAUUAUAAUAAUUAUCACUUAUAUUAUAAAAUUUUUUUCAUAAAAAUUUUUUGUUCGCUCACGGAGGGUGAGUUUUUGGGCAAUUUUCCAAUGGUUUUGUUCGCUUACGUAGGGGGGAGUAAGCCUUUCUAUAUAA